CUUAGCUGGGUCACCGCAUUAAAGACACCGUUGCCAAAGCGCGUGCCGAAGCUCUCAUGCUGCGGCGAAAGGUCGAUUGCGAGUAUGCGAAGGGUCUCGUCCAAGCGUAUUUUGCGAUUCUGACGCAAGGAUGCGGCAACUCGAGCUGCAACAACUCUGUGUGUCGGUCCAACCCAGCUGCCCCAGUCCUGAGUCCCAACGACGCGGCCAUCCAGAGUAUUGUCUUGGCCGUAAAGUCCCCCGUGGCCAUCUGCUUAAGCUUGCCUUCAUCCACAUCGUCCUUUCAACAGCCCAACGCACCACCUUCGUCGUCAUCCUGUCUCGAACUCGAAGUGCCCGAGACUGACGACGACAAUGACGAUACCAAGCAAGCGGCGCCAUCAACACCUCGGAAGCGCUUGACCACGGCUGUUCUACUAGACACGUCCAUCAACGUGACACCUCUGCGCCAAGCGAGAUCUGUGCCAAAGAAAGCCGUUGCGUCGUCUAUGCUUGACAAGAACCUUCGGGCGUCCAGUCCGAUGAAGCAUCAACGCGCACUCGAUGGACCGUGACCACAAAAACACGCAUCGAAGACGAACAUUCCUUAAAAGCUCAUUUCUUUCUUGUCUAGACA
Molecule: messenger RNA, 616 nt
Organism: Aphanomyces invadans
Lineage: Eukaryota; Oomycota; Saprolegniomycetes; Saprolegniales; Verrucalvaceae
Exons: 2
Coding region: 57-554 (165 amino acids)
Source: RefSeq, a predicted model, not a curated record